Messenger RNA from Petromyzon marinus (sea lamprey), 2922 nucleotides. RefSeq names its product calreticulin-like. NCBI's taxonomy places the organism in Eukaryota, Metazoa, Chordata, Hyperoartia, Petromyzontiformes, Petromyzontidae. The record is from RefSeq and is a predicted model, not a curated record. Gene Ontology annotation, biological process: protein folding; ERAD pathway. Gene Ontology annotation, molecular function: calcium ion binding. Gene Ontology annotation, cellular component: endoplasmic reticulum; endoplasmic reticulum membrane.
UCUGUGCAGGCUGCCUGCAGUUGUCGAACAGCCGGGGCCGUGCGGGUUGCUUCGAGUCGCGUCGCCGUGAAUUCGAGCAAAGUGGGAUAUAAAUUAGUGGAUUGUAAUUGCUCGACGGUUUAAAGUUUGACAUUUGUCGACGUUUAGAACCAUGCAUUGCGCGAUAGUUGCCGUGACUGCGCUGCUGCUGGCGAGCGCCCUGGCCGAGCCCGCUGUGUACUUCAAGGAGCUCUUUGACGACGGAGAUGCCUGGCAAGACCGGUGGGUGGUAUCGAAACACAAGUCCGACUAUGGCAAGUUUGUGCUCUCUGCCGGCAAAUUCUACGGCGACGCCGAGAAGGAUAAAGGUCUGCAAACGAGUCAAGAUGCCCGGUUCUACGCACUCUCCGCUGGCUUCGACAGCUUCAGCAACAAGGACAAGACCCUGGUGAUCCAGUUCACCGUGAAGCAUGAGCAGAACAUCGACUGCGGCGGUGGCUACAUCAAGCUCUUCCCUAAGGACAUGAACCAGGAGGAGAUGCACGGCGACUCCCAAUACUUCAUCAUGUUCGGGCCAGACAUUUGCGGGCCAGGAACCAAGAAGGUUCACGUCAUCUUUAACUACAAGGGCAAGAACCACCUCAUAAACAAGGACAUACGCUGCAAGGAUGACGAGUACACCCACCUGUACACGCUGAUCGUGAGGCCAGACCAGACCUAUGAGGUCAAGAUCGACAACAAGAAGGUUGAGUCUGGCAGCCUGGAGGAAGACUGGGACAUCCUGCCGGCCAAGAAGAUCAAGGACCCCGAGGCACACAAGCCCGAGGACUGGGAGGACCAGUCCAAGAUUGACGACCCCACCGAUGUCAAACCAGAGGAUUGGGAAAAGCCAGAGCACAUUCCUGACCCCGAUGCCAAGAAGCCGGAAGAUUGGGAUGACGAGAUGGACGGAGAGUGGGAGCCACCCAUGGUGGAGAAUCCCGAGUACAAGGGAGAGUGGAAACCCCGCCAAAUUGACAACCCUAAGUACAAGGGAGUGUGGGUGCACCCAGAGAUUGACAACCCAGAGUACGCACCCGACUCCAACAUCUACCUCUCGGAGAAUAUCGGGGUCAUCGGUCUGGAUCUCUGGCAGGUGAAAUCUGGAACGAUAUUCGACAGCUUCCUCAUCACCGACGACGAGAAGUAUGCCGAGACCAUUGGUGAGGAGACGUGGGGAGUCACCAAGGAAGGUGAGAAGAAAAUGAAGGAGGCGCAGGAUGAAGAGGAGAGAAAGAAACGUGACGAGGAGAUGAAGAAUCAUCCUGAGCCAGACGACAAAGAUGACGGCGGUGACGAUGACGAUGACGACGAUGAUGAUGCAGACAAGGCGAAGGACGACUUUGAUGAGCCUGAAGAUGACGAUGAUGAAGAUGACCCAAAACCUAAGGACGAGUUGUAAUUACGGCUUGUACCCCCCCCACACACACGUUCAAAUUGAGGAUGAAUUGAUGCUGCAGUGUUUGGGUUUGAGUAAGUGUAAUUUUAUUGCCUGUGCGCAUUUAAUACUAUUGCAUCCAGAUAUUGUCCAGGUGAUUUGGGUUUUUAUUGCUCCGCUAGGGCGUGCCAUGCAUUACCUUGGUACAACAUCACAUUUUUACCUGACAUUGACUUAUUGGCAUCAUUUGAUUUUUUUGAAGCUAGCGUCACACAAGGUAUCGAUACUUGAUGAACUGGCGACAUUGUGGAUCCUGUCGUUUUUUUGAACGAAGGCAAACCAAACAAGUGUAAGAUGGGGUAGGCCGGGGGUGGAGGGGGGGGGGGGAGAUGCGCGUAAUACAUUGAAAACUAUAAUUUAACUUUAAGCUUGUUUGAUUUGGCCUUCGUCAUAGCCAUUCGCAUUGACACCCGGUGGUCGUGAUGAUUGGGAAGUCUUUGUGCGGCCCGCGCAACAACCUGUGGGUCCUCGCCAUCAACUUUGACAAGCAGAGGGAGCGAGAAAGCAGUGCCUUGCCUGCACCGGAAGCUCCAUUCCUUUUUGAGGUUUAGGGCACUCGGCACAACCAACGCACGCACUCGCUCGCUCGGUGUCUUGCGAUAAUUUAUUAACGACGGGGAACGCAGGCCGGGUUGUCGCGUGCACGCCCACGUCAGGUUGGUCUUCACGUUCACUUGUUUUGGUGCGCGACAAGCUUGCCGUGCGCCGUUUGUCCUUAAUAUCGUUUCAUGUGUGUCUGGAGUGCUGCGCUUUUGUUCCGUGCUGUUGUGACCAUUGGCGCAUAGCUGUGGGUGGCUACUGUGUUAAUGCACGCUGUGGAGCAGAGUUCAAAUUAAAUUUGUUCUCGCCAUUCGCUCGCGUCGCUUGCAGUAGCGUGCUGCGCUGUUUUCAAUGGCGCAACGACAUCAUGUUGGCGGUAUAGUGUGUGCUCGCCUAGCCCAACGGUUCAUGGAGGAAAAUGGGGGUAUGGGUUUUGAGUUGGUAAGGAUGGGUUUCUACUAAAUCAAAUAGUGCUGUUUUCUCAACUUUGGAAACUGAUGCCCUUGCCAUUCUAACCAAGGUGGGGGCAGGGGGGGGGGGGGGGGAGAUUCUACUUUUUCUUUCCAUUUAAUUAUUUUUUUAAACGUGCAAGCACCGUCCUGCAAUUUUUUUUAAGUUACUUUAUGUUUGGGGGGAAGCAAAGUUAUCAGUCGCAGGUGUUUAUUACCAUAGGCUUCAACUGUAAAUACAUGCCACAGGAAUUUAAACCCGCCCUGUGCAACAUUGUUUUGUAUGUUUAUUACAAUUGGAAUUAAACAUGUCAAGAAAGCCCCUUUUCCCAUCAAAUUCAUGCCGUUCUGUUUGAGUCUCGUUUGCAUCUCCACGUGGUAAUGGGAACACCUUUAAAAUCCUGUGUAAAACUUCGCCUUACUGACCGAUGAAGCAUAAUUUGUUUUAAAAUAAAUGCAAUAGUCUACUGGGAGCUA